AUUCAGAGAAAGAAAAAAAACACAGUAGAGAGAGAGAGAGAGAGAGAAUGAGAUCUGAAGCAGGUGAAUUAGGAAAGGAAGUAAAAAGGAAGGCAAUGGAGACGUCUUCUUCUUCUUCUUCAUCUUCUUCAUCAUCAAGAGUGAAGAAAUUCCUUCCAUGGUCAUUAUUUGCAAUCCUACCGUUAGCCCUGUUUCAUCUUUAUUUCCAUUCAGUCCCUCUCUCUCAACAACAACUUCUUACAACGACUCAUCAUCUCUCCAAUUCUCAUCAACAAUCCAUUACACCUCCAAAAGAAAAUGGGGGAGGACCAGAUGAUGACGAUAAGGUUAAGUGCGAUUACACAAAUGGCAAAUGGGUCCCUGAAAAGAGAGAAACUUUGUAUAACGGCACCAACUGCAGCAAUACAAUUAGCUAUGGCCAGAACUGUAUGAUCAACGGCCGCCCAGAUUCCGGCUACCUCCACUGGAGAUGGCAACCCCAUCAGAUCCAAUGCCGAUUCCCCAUUUUCAACCCACAUGAAUUCCUGUCCUUAACAAGAAACAAGCAUUUGGCUUUCGUAGGAGAUUCCCUCUCCAGGAAUCAAAUUGAAUCCUUAAUCUGCAUGUUAACUACUGUCUCUGUCCCCGUUCGUGUUUACGACAUUCUCAACGCUUUCAUGUUUCGCCGAUGGGAAUUUUCUUCUCAUAAUUUAACUGUUUCCAGUUACUGGUCUCCGUUUUUGGUUAAGGCAAAUGAGAAAAACGCGUCUAAGUAUUACAGUGAGUUGUUUCUGGAAUCUGUUGAUGAAAAAUGGGCGGAGGAAUUGGAUAAAUUCGAUAUGGUUCUUUUCAUGGCGGGUCAAUGGCUUAUGACUCCGGCGGUUUAUUAUUAUAACGGGUCGGUUAUCGGUUGUCAUUUGAGUACGGAUCAGAACUGCACCGAGGUGGGUUUCUACGACGCGUUUGGGAAGAUGAUUAAGACAACGUUGGAGACCGUAAUCGGGAGGCGUUCUGGAAACGCUAGAUCGCUGGAUGUAAUCGUGACGACGUAUCCUCCGGCGCAUUUUGAGGGACAAUGGGAUAAAUUCGGGGCGUGCCCGAAAACAAGGCCCUUUAAGGAAGGGGAAAAGGCGUUAGGUGAUGUGGAAUUUCAAAUGAGGAGAGUUGAGAUGAUAGAAGUUGAGGCGGCGAAGAUAAGGGUUCAGGAGUCGGCGCCGUCGCCUUCGUCGUCGUCGGGGAAGAUACGGGUGGAGGCGCUGGAUAUCACAAAGUUGUCGUGGAUGCGGCCUGAUGCUCAUCCGGGUCCGUAUAUGAACAAGAACCCGUUUUCAAAAGGGAUAAAAGAUAAGGUGGCUAAUGACUGUCUCCAUUGGUGCUUGCCCGGUCCGACUGAUACUUGGAAUGAGAUACUACUAGAGACCAUUAAGAAAUGGACUCACAAAAUCAAAGUUUAGAUUAGAUUAGGGUUCAUAUAUUGAUCUAGUUAAAUACUAAUAGGUUCUAAAAAUUCUAUCAAAAA
Molecule: messenger RNA, 1498 nt
Organism: Impatiens glandulifera
Lineage: Eukaryota; Viridiplantae; Streptophyta; Magnoliopsida; Ericales; Balsaminaceae
Product: xyloglucan O-acetyltransferase 2-like
Exons: 2
Coding region: 48-1433 (461 amino acids)
Cellular component (GO): Golgi apparatus
Molecular function (GO): O-acetyltransferase activity
Source: RefSeq, a predicted model, not a curated record